AGGGCGAGAGAGCAAGACGGGCUGAAUAUGGCAAGUACUAUCCAAGGGACACCUACAUUUGGAAUAACGUGUUCGGAUUUGGAUUUUGGUGAAAAACUGUCCUACCUACCUGAAAAGCUAAAACAGCGGCUGCUUCCUUUUCAGAAGAAAGGAAUUGUGUUUGCAUUGGAAAGAGAUGGCAGGUGUAUGAUUGCAGAUGAGAUGGGCUUGGGGAAGACUAUCCAAGCAAUAGCUGCAUCUUACUAUUACAAAAAUGAAUGGCCUCUGUUAAUAGUGGUGCCCUCAUCAUUGAGGUACCCUUGGGUGGAUGAGAUGGAGAAAUGGAUCCCAGACCUCUGUCCUGAGGAUAUAAUUAUCGUUCAGAAUAAAACUGAUGUUUGGAAGAUACCUACAAGCAAAGUGACCGUGCUGGGUUAUGGCCUGCUAACUUCAGAUGCACAGACGUUAAUGGAUGCUCUACACAAACAGAACUUUAAAGUUGUAGUAGUUGAUGAGUCUCAUUACAUGAAAUCCAGAAAUGCGGCUCGUAGCAAAAUUUUGUUGCCGAUCGUACAGAAUGCUGUUCGGGCCAUUCUGCUCACUGGAACCCCUGCUUUGGGAAGGCCUGAAGAGCUUUUCAUGCAGCUUGAAGCACUUUGUCCAAGAAAAUUUGGGACAUGGUCUGAAUAUGCAAAGAAGUACUGUAAUGCACGUGUCAGAUUUUUUGGCAAAAGACGUCAAUGGGACUGCAGAGGAGCUUCCAAUUUAGACGAACUGCACCAGUUACUAAGCAAUGUGAUGAUUAGGCGAAUGAAGAAUGAAGUUUUAACACAGUUGCCACCUAAAAUCAGACAACGAAUUGCUUUCGAUCUUCCCAAAAGUACUGCUAUGGAAUUAAAUGCUAGCUUUGAAGACUGGGAGAAAUUAAUGAGGGCUUCACAUUUAGAUUCGACUGAAAGUGACUUUUUCCAGGUGAUGGGCCUAAUCACACGCAUGUUUAAACAGACUGCCAUUGCUAAGGCAGGAGCAGUAAAGGAUUAUAUCAAAAUGCUGCUGGAGAAUGACAAACUGAAGUUUCUAGUCUUCGCCCAUCACUUAAGCAUGCUGCAGGCAUGUACAGAGGCAGUGAUAGAAAGCAAGGCUCGUUACAUUCGGAUAGAUGGAAGCGUACCUUCAGCAGAAAGAAUAAACCUUGUCAAUCAGUUCCAGAAGGAUCCAGAUAUUAGAGUGGCCAUUUUGAGCAUUCAGGCUGCUGGUCAGGGCUUAACAUUUACUGCUGCAACACAUGUUGUUUUUGCUGAACUAUACUGGGACCCUGGACAUAUCAAACAAGCAGAAGACAGAGCACAUCGGAUUGGACAGUGCAAUUCCGUGAAUAUACAUUACCUCAUUGCAAAUGGAACAUUGGACCCUCUUAUGUGGGCGAUGUUGAACCGCAAGGCCAAAGUUACAGGGACCACACUAAAUGGCAAAAAGGAAAAACUGCAGGCGGAAGAAGGCGACAGAGAGAAGUGGUCUUUCCUGAAUUUUGCUGAAGCUUGGAUCCCAAAUGAAAGUUUAAAUGAGAUAAAGAAUGAGGUUUUAUUCACCCAUUUUGAAAAGGAAAAGCAGCAUGAUAUCCGGGCCUUCCUUUCACCAAAGCCAGAUACUGGGAAAAAGCGAAAAAUGGCUUCUUGUGAGAGAUCAUCAGGCUUAAGUGGAGAUUCUUCUCAAUUGCUAGAGGGAAAGGACAUGGAGAAUGGAGAAUAUUUGGACUCAAAGGGACUAAAUGAUAUGGAUGUUCUUCAAAGAGAAGCAAAAAAACCAAGAGGUUUAGAGCCAUCUACUCCUAAGAGUUCUCCUAAGAAAGGGAAGCAAUCUUUGUUUGGAGAUACAAACCAUUCACUUACAGAAGACACUGCCCAAGAAGAAUUUGGUACGCCACUAUCUAAUUCAAGCAAAGCAUCUGCUUCUGAAGCAACCUGGCAUUGCAGUUGUUGCACUUACAGUAAUAAUUCAUUGCUGCCUUAUUGUGAAAUGUGUGAAUCUCCUCGGAGAAAGAACACAUCCGUAGUUAUACAGAAUAAAAGUCUGAUCGAUGACUCUGUUUCUACUGAGAGUGUAGAAGAAAAUGACGUCCGAGUUAGUAUAAAUCCUAAUGGUGCAGAGAAAACCAAUAAAGAGAGCCAGAGGAAAACCUUAGGGCAACCAUCGCCUGGGACAUCUGGUGAAACUGAGGAAGAAGCUGCCAUUGCUGCAAAUAAGCAAUCCAAUUGUUGCGAGCAAGAGCUCAGAGAAGACCAUUUACAGGAUUCCGAAUCCUUUCCAUCAUAUCAUGGCCUGAAGUUCUGUGCAAGUAGGAACACUGACAGAAUUCAUGUCUACACAAAGGAUGGAGAGCCCCUGAAUUGUAACUUCAUUCCAUUGGAUAUAAAACUAGAUAACUGGGAAGAUUUACCAGAGUGUUUUCAACAAAAACAGAACCGUUCAUUGAUACUGAGGUUUGUAAGAGAAUGGAGUGGUCUAACAGCCAUGAAGCAGAGAAUUAUCAGGAAAAGUAGCCAGAUAUUUUCUAGCCCCAUUCUUGCUGCUGAAGAGAUGUUAUCUAAACAACAAGCCAAGCUUAGCAGUACCAAACGGUACAUGACAAAAGAGGACAUCGCCAAAGCUUCACUAGGGAAAGCUGACAGCAGUGGGGGCAGUGUUCACCUAGUCACCAGAAAAUCCACGGUUGCCAUAAAAAUCAACACUGCCUCUGCUGGAGAAAAGGACAGACAUUCUACAGAGCUGGCUUCAGAAGAUGGGACUUGCCCAGAUUCCAGUCAGUUUAACGCUUUUGAAGAUCCUUUCUUGGGUAAAGGCUACUUGCAGGCUGUAGACAAUGAAGGGAAGCCACUGUGCCUCAGCUGCCAAAAACCAGCAAUCCAGAAUGAACAAACGUCCAUUUCUAUUGCUUGGGAUACACGAUUUUGUUCUCAUAAGUGCCAGGAUGACUUCUUAUUCCGCACUAGCCAAAGCUACCUCAGAACUAAAGUUUUUGAAAUAGAACAUGGGGUUUGUCAGAUGUGUGGUCUGAAGGCCCAGGAACUCUACCUGUGUGUCAGAGAUGCCCCAAAGAAUCAACGUAAGUGUCUUCUGGAGAGCUCUUGGAUGUCCAAGCUUCCUUUAACACAGUUAAAUGAUAUUAUACUGAACCCAACUGAAGGUAACUUCUGGCAAGUGGAUCAUAUCAAGCCAGUUUACAGUGGGGGAGGACAGUGUUCUCUAGAAAAUCUCCAAACACUAUGUACAGUUUGUCACAAGGAGAGAACAGCAAAACAAGCAAAGGAAAGAAGCCAAAUGAAGAGGCAAUCUGUAGCUUCAAAAUAUGGAUCUGACAUUACCAAAUUUUUUGUGAAACAAUGAAAGUAUUAUUAGAAGUUUGUGCAUAGCUUGAACAAAUUGAUAUUGAUCAUGUACUUUUAAUAGGUAACUUGUUUGAAAAUUCCAUUAUUAUGGGAUUUAAAUAAUAGCUAAAUAGCGUUUAGCAAUUCCUUGGGUUGGAUCCAGAAUAACUGUUCCACUAGCAAAAGGAAACCAUUUCCUCUACUCCCCCUGCCACCUCCCAUGUGCUCUUGAAAUCUCUGAAAGAUCCUCCUCUGACAAGCGUGGAUCAUCCAAGCUUGGGUGUCAAUCAGUUUACCCAGUUUGGUUUUGUUUACUAAUAAUCCAUACUGGAUUUUAUCAGAUAAAUGUUAGAAAAGCAGAUUAAUAACAACCCACCUACAUUGUUUUGUAGGUUCUCAAUUUUAAAUGUUUUGUACUUUCUCAGUUAAAGAUUUACAAUUAUAGGUAAUAGCAAACAUUCUUCCCAAAAGGCUCUUAUGACAUUUAUUUCUCUACCUUCUGCAUUUUUCCUUAGUAUUUAUUUACAGAUGACUCUUUAGCCUCUAUCCUAUCUUAUGAAGCUAUACAACUUUGAAUUCUAAAAAUACCAGCUCAGAAAUAUGUGAAGUAUACCUGUUUCACUAUUUUGAGCUCUUCCGUGAAUAAGCCAGAAGAACCUGAAAGCCGUAUCUGUAUUCAAAGUGAAGUUUGUUACUUUGACAACUUUUGCACUAUUGGACUAACAGAAGUAGCAUUUUUAAAUACAUGCUCUCAACAGCUGCUGUAUUCAACAUACACACAUUUCUGAUUGGUAACUGAGAAGGAGCAAUAGAAGUUAGGUUAUAUAGCAGGGUGUUCCCUAUUGUGAGAUAGGUGAAGCCUGAAGGCCUUUUUUUAAAAGAAGAAAAUAUUCCUAAAGCAUGUUAAUAUAAAAUUAAAAUGGUGGGUGGAUGUAGCUUAGCACUUCAUUUUGAAGUGCAUCCAGUUAACCAGGAAAAAAGGGGAAAGGGAAGCUGGGUGUGGGGCAGGAACAUCUUGGGAGGGUUAUGGAGAGGCACAGGUUGUUGCCUGUGUGCUGUGUGUGUAUGACCCCACCUCUACAUUGUAAUCAGCUUCUUGAAUAUGUUACUUAUCUCUGGGCCUCAUCAGUUUUCCUCCAAUGAAAUGGGUGUUGGAGCAGCAGAAAGCUGUGGGCUGAGAAGACUGGUCUUGUGUUUUGGAGCUCAAACAUCCACAUAUGCCUUGUUCGCAGCUUCUUGAAUA
Molecule: messenger RNA, 4587 nt
Organism: Elgaria multicarinata webbii
Lineage: Eukaryota; Metazoa; Chordata; Lepidosauria; Squamata; Anguidae
Gene: ZRANB3
Product: zinc finger RANBP2-type containing 3
Exons: 21
Coding region: 28-3363 (1111 amino acids)
Biological process (GO): replication fork processing; DNA repair
Molecular function (GO): nucleic acid binding; ATP binding; ATP-dependent chromatin remodeler activity
Source: RefSeq, a predicted model, not a curated record